CCGCCUCCUCCCCAACAACCGUCGCCUCCCGCCGCCGCCUCCUCCGCAACCACCUUCGCCUCCCGGGUCCGCCGCCUCCUCCCCAACCACCUUCGACUCCCAGAUCCGCCGCCACCGGCUCGCCCUCAAGGAGAUGACACCCGUCAAGGAGCGGUCCUCGCCGACCACAGCUCGGUGUCCGUCGGGGAGAGCACCAGUCGGAGCUUCAUCGCUGACCGGGGUGACCCUCUUCCUCCUCCCAUCGAGAUCUCGCCCAUACUACUGCAGGUCAACUACGCCUCCACAUGAUGUUCAUCGGUCAGAGCUAUAGCCAAAUUCGUCAUUCCGUGCAGUUUUGGUCCGCCGGCGUGCUUGCCUUCCAGCCCGCCCCCCUCCAUCGAGAUCCAGCCCUCAUCGCCGUUGACGUUCAGAGCCGCUUCCCUCGGGACAUCAGUACUAUAGGCUUACAUGACCUGCGCUCGCGUUUGGGUAUCAUUCCGCACGAUCCAACACUUUUUCAGGGUACAGUAAGAUACAAUCUAGAUCCUCUUGGGCAAUUCUCAGAUCAACAAAUAUGGGAGGUUCUCGACAAAUGUCAACUUCUUGAAGCUGUCCAGGAAAAGGAACAGGGAUUGGAUUCACACAUUGUGGAAGAUGGGUCCAACUGGAGUAUGGGCCAAAGGCAACUCUUCUGUCUGGGACGUGCACUUUUGAGAAGAUGCCGCAUCUUAGUUCUUGAUGAAGCCACAACCUCUAUAGACAAUGCAACAGAUGCUGUCCUUCAGAAAACGAUCCGGUCAGAAUUCAAGUAUUGCACUGUUAUUACAGUUGCCCACCGUAUACCAACAAUUAUGGACUGUGAUAUGGUACUUGCAAUGAGCGACGGGAAAGUAGUGGAGUAUGACAAACCUACAAAGCUCAUGGAAACUGAAGGAUCUCUCUUCCACAAACUGGUGAACGAGUACUGGUCAUACACAUCGAACGGAAAUAUUUAGAAGAGACUGUCAAUUUUGAUUGCUUACUGGCUGCAGCUUUCCAAGAGAUAAAAGAUAGGUCAUCUUUUAGAAAAUAGUUCUAUGGUUGAAGACAUACAGUAAUCUGUGCUUCCUCAGAGGAUUCCAUCUGUUUGGAAUCCGAAGAAAGACAGUACUAUCUGUCUGUUAUUGUCUGGAAAUUUCUUUUGCUACCAGAAAUUCUGUGAAAUA
Molecule: messenger RNA, 1184 nt
Organism: Hordeum vulgare subsp. vulgare (domesticated barley)
Lineage: Eukaryota; Viridiplantae; Streptophyta; Magnoliopsida; Poales; Poaceae
Product: ABC transporter C family member 10-like
Exons: 4
Coding region: 285-974 (229 amino acids)
Biological process (GO): transmembrane transport
Cellular component (GO): vacuolar membrane; plant-type vacuole
Molecular function (GO): ATP hydrolysis activity; ATP binding; ATPase-coupled transmembrane transporter activity
Source: RefSeq, a predicted model, not a curated record